GUUUUGAUGGGGAAUGUAGAAUCGUCAGAGAGAACACUGUUCGAAAGGGCAGUUAAUAGUUAGCGACGUAUUAGUACAUUGUGCUUUUCCGGCUACGCACAUUAAAAAACUAUGUCUGGUGAAGAGCAGCAAAAACACAUCCUGAAAUUAAUUCAAGAAGGCAAAUGUGGGCUUUUCCAGGAGGAGCUGCGGAAAGAAGCUCGAUCACUCGGGGAUCUGUCCAUAAAGCACUUUGGCAGGUCUGGGGAUACUUUGCUUCAUUAUGCUGCCAGACACGGACACCUCGACAUCUUAACUUAUUUGGUGGAGGUUAUGGGCAUGGAUAUUGAAGUCCUGAACAAUGAUUACAAGAGGCCUCUCCAUGAAGCUGCAUCCAUGGGUCACCACCAGUGUUUGUUAUAUCUUCUCAGUAAGGGGGCAGAGGUGGACUGCUUGAAAAAAGCUGAUUGGACUCCUCUCAUGAUGGCCUGCACUAGAAAAAAUCUAGAUGUGAUUAAAGAUCUGAUUGUACAUGGAGCCAAUCCAAGGCUGAAGAACAAGGAUGGGUGGAACUGCUUCCACAUAGCUUCGCGAGAGGGAGACCCAGCCAUUAUCUGUUACCUCCUAGACAUCUGUCCAGACGUAUGGAACACAGAGAGCAAGAUUAAGAGAACUCCUUUACACACAGCAGCGAUGCAUGGGUGCUUCAAGGCGGUGGAAGUGUUGCUAGAGAGGUGUGGCUACGAGCCGGAUUGUAAGGACAGCUGUGGAGUGACUCCCUUCAUGGAUGCUGUGCAGAACGGCCAUGUUCGCGUUGCUCAGCUUCUCAGGGACCGGAAAAGGGUUUCCCACACAGCCGUGGAUAAAAUUGGUGCCCAGGCUUUGCAUCUGGCUGCAGUAACUGGACAGGAUCAAUCUAUCCGGUACCUCGUGUCUGAUCUCGGUGUCAACAUAAACGAGAAAGCAACUUCAGCCCAACUUAGCGCGCUUCAUUAUGCCGCAAAGGAAGGACAUCUCGGCACAAUUUCAACUCUACUGUCACUUGGUGCUGAUCUCCACUAUAAAGAUGCGAAACAGAGAUCCGCUCUUCACUUGGCGUCUGCUGGCCAACAUGCACAAUGCGUUCACUUUCUGCUGGCGUCUGGAAUAAAGGAUUCAUGCGACUCAUCUGGGUUUAAAGCAGUAGAUCUUGCAAAGAAACCAGAUGUUCAGCAAGUCUUCCGCGCUCAUUUAAAUGAAUUAAACCCCAGUUAAAGUUGCCUGUAAUUUAGGACUGUGUACUCUGGCUACAGGUAGCGGUACAGGACUCUGGUAUCAAAGAUGAUUCACUUCUUCAACUUAAACCAGGACAACUAAUUCACCGUGCACCCUGUUAUUUUGUGUACUUAAGGAUUUGCGGCUUCCUGAAUCCGAAUUAUUUUGCUGCGAGCUUACAAUGUUUGUUAGAAUGACUGUAUGGCUGAAUUCUGCACAAUUCCCAGAUAACUUUAUAGCACAGCUGCUAAUGAGGUCUGCAGGUAAUAGCCGAAUAAACAAAUUGGAUAUACUUUAAAGGGGCACUUUAUUGCAUACU
Molecule: messenger RNA, 1552 nt
Organism: Spea bombifrons (plains spadefoot toad)
Lineage: Eukaryota; Metazoa; Chordata; Amphibia; Anura; Pelobatidae
Gene: ANKRD16
Product: ankyrin repeat domain 16
Exons: 7
Coding region: 112-1233 (373 amino acids)
Cellular component (GO): cytoplasm
Molecular function (GO): protein binding
Source: RefSeq, a predicted model, not a curated record